GCGUCAGUGGCAGGCGAUUGAAGUAAAACGCGGUGUGGUCUCCCUGUUUCAAACAAGAGUCUUUAGGUGACCACAUGGUAGUCGGCCAACCAGAGCAGAAACCAGAGAGAAGCAACCGACUGUAUCCAUCGCUGACAAGCACACAGAAGCACAAAGAUGUUAUGAUUGACACAGAAAACAGUCAUGCAACUGCAGCUCACCAUCAUGAAAGUCUGCAAGAAUGCACACAGUCACAAACAUCUUCUGCCAGCACUGAUAGUCAGAUGAAAGCGCAGAUUCAUAUACUGGAGGAACAAAGACGAGAACUUCUUUCUAUUAAUGAAAAAUGGGCAAAGGAAUACCAAACCAUGGUGCAGUAUUACAAAGACAAGGUCCAGCAUCUAAAAUUGCUACUCCAACAUGAGCACAUUGACUCAGAAGAUGAAUUGUGCAACAGAGAAAAUUCUAAGACAUCAUGUCAAAAAAUGCAGUUCAAGACAGAUGAAGAGUGUCCACGUCAGGGUGAAACCAGCGGCAUCACUUCUGAGUUACUGAAAGCUGAGAAGGAAGCCAACGAACUGAGGGUGCAGAACAGCACUCUGACCCGCAGAGGGCAGCACCAGCAUGAGGAGAUCAGACGUCUGAAUAAGGCCCUGCAGGCGGCGCUGCAUUCCACCCGGCCUCUUGAAGAGGCCAACGAAACACAAGUACAGAUCUGGAAACAGCAGGCUGAGGUCUACAAGGAAGACUUUUUGAAGGAGCGGAAAGACAGAGAGAAGCUUAAAGAGAAGCAACUACAACUGGAGAAGAGGUUUAGAAAAGUCCACAAUGAGCUUCAUAUCCUCAAAUCUCAGUUGACUCCGACUCGUCAAACCCAACCUGAGUUUGAAUGCAGUCGCACAAAUCAAGCAGCAAAUCAAGAUGUCUGCACAUCCUCCAGAGUCUAAACA
Thalassophryne amazonica is the source of this 929-nucleotide messenger RNA. Its product is annotated as TNFAIP3-interacting protein 3-like. Gene Ontology annotation, biological process: cellular response to lipopolysaccharide; regulation of transcription by RNA polymerase II. The record is from RefSeq and is a predicted model, not a curated record. The transcript has 10 exons. Bases 75 to 926 code for a protein of 283 amino acids. Lineage: Eukaryota; Metazoa; Chordata; Actinopteri; Batrachoidiformes; Batrachoididae.